This is a messenger RNA of Heterobasidion irregulare TC 32-1, 957 nucleotides long. RefSeq lists its product as uncharacterized. NCBI's taxonomy places the organism in Eukaryota, Fungi, Basidiomycota, Agaricomycetes, Russulales, Bondarzewiaceae. The record is from RefSeq and is a predicted model, not a curated record. The transcript has a single exon. Bases 1 to 957 code for a protein of 318 amino acids.
AUGGGCUUUAUAUCCUUCGUGCACUCCAUCUUCUCUAGCCCAUCCCUCUUUCGCUUCUCUUUCCGUUGGGCCAUGUCUAACCCCGAGGAUGGCGUUUACUUCCCCAAUGACAGCUCAGUGUGCAAGCUUAGCAUGCUCCACUGGGCGGCGCUCAUCGUCUCCCAUUCCUCUCGCUAUCACCGCCCGCGCAUCACCAGAAUCCAGCACUGCAAGUGGGAGGACCGUGUCAUGCAUGAGUUCCUCAUCAUUGACUUCACCUACCCCACUUCCCCCACAACUAAGCGCACCGUUCCCGUCAUUGUAGAGCACACCAUGGAGAUCCGCCAGUUCCGUCCCGACAUGAUCCAGCCAGGCCUCGCUGAGAUCUUGUCCCGUGCCUCAGUCAGGUCAUCCAGGGCCUCUUUGAGCUGUGCCUCCAUCUCGUCCUCCUCGUCACUGUCAAUCAGUAUGCCCGCGGUUGACUACAUAACCACCCCGCUCAGUGGGGCGCCUAUUAGGAGCAUCAAUGAGAAAACAACAAGGCUAUACGUGGUCUGUCGCACGCUAACCUUCCCCAUGGACACGACCCCGACUGACUAUGACCUCGCCGCGCUGCUGCGGGCCCUCCACGAGUACUCCCCUAACUAUGACCUUAUCUCACGACAAUAUUACUGGUUUGCAGCCACCAUUUACGAUGUCUUCUGCGCUGUCCCCGGUGCUACCUCAGUGGAUCAUGACGUUCCUCAUUUUAGAGACAUUCGUAGACGGUUUCUUACCAUAUUUACCAUUCAGCCCGAAGACCCACCAUUAGACAAUAUUCUGCUACAUUACAUACGCCAUCUCAAGGACUUCGAGAGCACGGCUUGGAGAAGUAUGCAGGCAGCAAACGCAACAAUAAGCAUGCUGAAGGAUGAGUUAGCUUUGGCCCAACAGCAGCUGGUGACGCAGGGCUAUGCUGGCCCAUCCAAUAGGACAUAG